This is a messenger RNA of Macrobrachium nipponense, 6220 nucleotides long. It is a transcript of the gene crm, whose product is annotated as serine-rich adhesin for platelets-like. Gene Ontology annotation, cellular component: nucleus. Gene Ontology annotation, biological process: pattern specification process. The coding region runs from base 486 to 5663 and encodes 1725 amino acids. The transcript is spliced from 15 exons. Gene Ontology annotation, molecular function: chromatin binding. Lineage: Eukaryota; Metazoa; Arthropoda; Malacostraca; Decapoda; Palaemonidae. The record is from RefSeq and is a predicted model, not a curated record.
CAAACAGACGAUAUUGCAUUACGAACUUGUAGACAUUUACCGUCAUUAACAAUUAGUAUCGAUACAAUUUUUGCAAGAUAUGUGACCCUUUUAAAUAAAAAUUACCAAUAGCCCCUCAGGAAUCAGAUCUGAAAUAGUAAAGGACAAUUGACUUUUCCAUGCAAGAAGGACCUACGUAGAGUGCUCGAGUUCAAGCAAUUGACAACAAACGAUGAAGUGGUGUUCUUUAUUGCCUUACAAAAACUGAAUACACCUUCAGAUAAACUUGUGAAUUUGUGAAUAGUAACCGAAGAAAGUAGUGCCCAUGCUGACAGUACAUUAACUAACGACUGCUGACAUAUGAAGUGUAAAAUAAAAGUGAAGGAAAACUUGGUGGUGGUGGUCGGGGCGAAUGACCGGACUGGAAGAUUUGUAGAAAAAUGACUGAUUGCUGAGGUGUAGGCCUGUGUAGGUUCACCAUGUAGGCUGCAAUAACGCUCAGGAAGAUGGUCAAGCGGAAACGGACUCUCAGUGUCAAGGAUAACAGCGAAAAUGUCAAUCAAACAAGCGAUGCUGGCCUGAUUUCUGAAGCCAAACGUUCAAAGGUUAUUGACCAUCCCUUAAGAGCUGAAAGACAAGACAAUGGGGUAGAACACUCCAGCUCUCUUCAAAACCUCACAAUGCCUCCAACCUCACAGACCUCCUUAAAUUCAUCAGGUUCAUCAGGUGAAACAGUUCCUUUGAGUAUCUCACAGUCACUCCCAAAUGUGCCUUUACCUGCUGCUCCCAUUGUCCCACAAUCCAGACCAACCCCUCAACUUCGCACAAGUGCCCGUGUUCUGAACAAACUACGCAGAGAAGAAACUAAAGCAGAUCUUGCAAACAUAACUGCCACUGCCAGCAAGAAAGCAGACUCAAAUGUAAAAACAGAAUUUCCUGAGGAAGAAGAUGGAAACAGAGGAAGUGGUAACAGUGAGAAAAAGAGACGUCGUACUUGGGAGUUGUGGUCAACUGAAGAUAAGAAUAUAUUUUUUGAAUCUAUUAAUGAGUGUGGGAAAGACUUUGAAGCAAUUCAGAAUUACGUGACGACGAAACUACGGAAAAAGGGAACUCCUGGCUACCAGAUUAAAAAUAAAGAUCAAGUGCGACACUUCUAUUAUCGCACGUGGCAUAAGAUCUCAAAAUAUAUAACAUUCAGCGAAGGAGUCAAGAAGGUGACCCAGGAACUAUAUGGUCUUAUUAAUUAUGGGGAAUUACGAAAAAAGAUUGGCAGUACUUUAGAUGAACGUAAAGCUCAAAAACUUCAGGAACUGAUCAGGAAAGGAUCUACUAGUGUCAGAGUGAAAGGGAAAAGUGUCAGGGUUCGAACACCUAUCUGUCGUGCCUUGAAGAAGUUGAAUCAGAUUGAAGAACAUAGAGAGCAACGUGAGGUGCGAGUGCCUCAAAGUAUAGUUGUUGAAAUACUGCCGCGAAGUGUGGAAGCUUGGUGUCGUGUGCAAGGGCUAGCACAUAACCCACGUGUUCGUGUCACCACUUCCCCACAGAAACCCUUGUCUACUGUGCUGUCUCAUCUUCAGGAGAAAUGGCGGAAUGCAAACUUGAAACUUCGAGAAACACUUGUAUCAAGAGUAAAUUUCCCACUGGAAAUAGAACCUGUGAAGGAACCAGUUUUGAAGCUGUUGCCUCCUGCAGGUUGUUGCAUCAAGCCCCUCAACAUACAGCUUGAAUUGCUGAUGAAGAGCUCAGCAGUAUCUCUACAGAGCCAUGAAGCUAGACUAAGAAGGUGUGAAGAGGACCUUGGCAAAAAUGAGAAGAGGAAAGAGAGCAAGCAGACAGGGAACAAAAUAUCAACGAGGGUUGAAGAUGGGUUUAGUAAAGAUGCUGAGGAAUCUGGUAGAUCUGGAGAGCAAAUUUCAGAGGUGGAGCAAUCUGGAACCAAUUCUGAAGGACCAAAGAGUGAUGUAAAUGGCAGUCAAGGGGGAAAUAGUAACUUAAGUAAGGGGAGAGAUUCAGAAAUCCUGAACGGUGACUUAGACGAUUAUGCUGGAGACGCUUCGCAAGAAGAAUUGGAAGAUGGGAGUGAUGUUGAGCCAGACUGUUUGAAUUCUCCUGACAUUGAUGCUGAUGAUAUUGUUCAGUUAGAUAAUUGGCUGUCUCUGCCUGUUAAUGUAAAAGAAGAACCACUGGACUAUUUGUCACCACCAACAUCAGUAAUGGACCCUCUGGACCUUCAUGACCCAGACGAUCCAUUUGAUCCAGAUCUUAAAGUGAAGGAAGAAGGGGAAUCUGGUGAUGCUUUGAGACAGUUGAUUGCCCUUGAGACUGUUGCAAAUUCACAGAAUGUUGAUGAUGAUGCAGAAGUAGUUUGCAUAGGCGAGAGCACUCGCUUGACAGCACUUGUUGGGAAAGGGCACCGUGGACAUUCUUCUGGUACAAAUCAGGGAGACCUUGCACCUGAAGAAAGGGCAUUGGUAGGCACUCCUGAACCUGAAGAAGAAGAAAAAGAUCUGGAUUCUGAAGAAAAACCUUCAACAGCAGACGUGGACAAAUUGAUAGAAAAAAUACGUAAGGGUUGGACUUGCAGCUCAGUGGGUGGCAUCACAUUGGGUGAAUUGUACCUGAUGUUUGGCCAGAACAAAAAAGUAAACUUGGAGUAUGAAUUUGUGAAUUUGACAGAUGAAGAGAAGGUUGAUAGCCCUUCAAGUAUACAUUCAUCCAAAGAGAGCUUGAGUAUUAGCCCAGCAAAGAGUGUGAACUCUGUCACCCAGAUAGUGGCAGGUCUCUCCACUCCCACUGUAUCAUCAGUUGGGCUGUCAUCCACUGGAAAUGCAAAUGCAGGUAUAGACUCACCCACGGAAUGUAAAAAUCCAUCGCCGGGAAGUGAAGAUUCCCAAAAAAAGGAAAGCAAGAUUUUGUCAGAAGAAAAACACGUUUCUGUAGAAAAUUUGUCUGGGAUGUUGCAGCAACUUCUUUCAAUGGCAAGAGUUAUUUUAGCUAAACCACCAAGUGACUCAUGCUCAUGUGGUCAUGUUUGUGGCCGUGGGGGAGGUGGGUUACGAAGUCCUGCAUCAGGUCGAGGUCAAGGGUUAUGUGGAGUAAGUCGCAGUCCAGGAAAUACAAAAAGCCCUCGUAAUUGUAGGGUGGGUGCUGUAGGCGCUCAGAGUCCAGGGGGAGCGCACAGCCCCAUCUCACAACCAGCUGGUCGCAGUCCCUUAGGAGCCAAGUCUCUCAAGGAGCGCAGCAAACCAGCCUCGGCAAAGAAGUUGAUUCCUGAUUCUGUGGUAGAGAUGGAUGGAAAAGCUGAGCUGCCUCUCUUAAAUUCAUCUUCAUCACUGAAUGCAAACGCUGCAGUUACUGGUCAGGAUCAAGGGUCAAAGGUACCAGUAACCAACAUUGAUAGUAUAAAAGGAGUGAAAGUAGUGGGUGGAUCUGGAGGUGAUGGAGGUGAAUUUAGGGUACCCACAGCACCAGCUCCUCGACCAGUUCAAGCACAACAAGCCAGCUUUAAUGCUCAGCUUACAAAACUUUUACCACAGUACAAUAAUCGGCCUGGAAGGAGAGUGUUACGAAAGAGUUUUGUUGUUCAGCGACAGCUACCCCUUCUUCCUAAAGCUCGGGCACAACCUGCGGGGGUUAUAGCCAUGAAAGUGCUUCCACGUGUUAUUCAGAAAUUUGACUUGGAGGGAAAUCAGAUAAAAAGCUAUCUACCCAUUUCUAAAGCUACUUCGCAAGGGUCACAGUUGAAAUCAAGUGCUCAGGCUGUGAAUGCACACAUAGUAACAGCCUCUUCACUAAAGAUUGCGACACCAAUUCAGGUUGACCCAACUGUAAAUUCUAAUACUCUUCAGUUGACAAGUCAGCACACACUGCCGCUACCACAAGGAAUACAGACAUCCAUGCCUGUGGUCAGUACAAAUCCACCAGCAACAAAUGCAAUAUCUGUCAAUGUAUCAGGGCAGCCACUUCUUACAGUAGAGCUACCUGCCCCUGUGACUUCACCAACUAAGCAGCCUGGCAGUCUUAGUGGUGAUAAUUGCCUACCGGGAGUUGUAAGUGUUCCACCUGUGACUGACAUUUCUGAGCUAUUAAAACCUGCUGUAGUGAUAGAUAAUACUCAAACUCAGAUUACCAAUGUAACAAAAUCACCUGUUAAAAGCAGUGUUUGUGACUCAGAUAAUUUCAAUCCUCUAACUCCCAGGAAAAUAGAUAAUUUAAUAAACUCUGCUGUCACACUGCCUCAGAGCUUUAGUUAUGCGUUGUCUGGAGACAGUAAAGGUUCACUUUCACCAGUUUCAACGAAUGCCACUUCAAGUAAUACAAAUAUUAAUGGUAUACUAAGCUCAAUGGUUUCAGAAGCUUUGAGUGAUUUACCUGAUCUCAGUACACCACCUGGAACUCCACAGCUAUUUUGUAGUACAAAAUCAUCUGGUGAAAGUACAAGUUUUUUGUCUCAGCUAGAGAACAUAUCUUCAUCAACUUCUACAACUGCAGCUUAUCCAUGUAUUCCCUCACCUUCGCUUUUUAAUUCAUCUAUAUCGUUGGACUCGUUGCCUAGCUUGAAUAAUGGGCUUCCUGUCAACACUCAGCUAGUCAGUGCUCCUCCUACCACUACCACAUCUGAGGAGCUUUCGAAUGUGUCAGUGCAGAUGACCUCCUCUCUUGCUCCAACUUCAGCAACAGCUCCAUUAUCUCUAGGUGCCUCGUUACUCUCCACAGCCACCACAAGCCACUUGGAACUUUCACCACCUUCCAUGCAAACAAAUAACUUUUCAACCCUUCUCAAUACACCAACUCCUCACUCCACAAACAAUAAUCCUGCAAGCUCUGGAGGAGACAUAUCUCCUACAUCGUUGACUGGACUCUUGCAUUCACCUUCUCCAGGAACUAGCAAGAAUUUUUCAACGUCGUUGGAUUCAAAUGGCCGCAGCAGUACCAGUAGCCUAUCAGUGCCAGAACUCUACAUUCCAGAAGGAUCUUUGAAUCUGCCAUUACUUGAUAUAUCAAUUGGUGGAACCGUAUCUCUGAGUGAGCAGACCUCUGGCUUGUUGAGCAGUGAACUAGACUCAAAAGGUGCUGAUUUUCCCACAAACUCUGCUGCCAAGCAUUCUUCAUCUACUUCAGUAAGAAGCUCCACCCCAACACCGGCAGGUGCAAAUGAAAGUUGUAUUCAGGGCACAAGCAGUGAAAAGUUAUUGGACAUAACUCUUGGAAUAUCUAAUUCCAACUCAAGCUUUUCAAGCCUUUUAGCAUCUGCUACACAACCGCCGAAGGUUCUGGACUCCUCAAUUUUGGGAGCACUGAAUAUGGACAAUUUAGACUGUGGAACCGAGUCGGGGAACAGGGGUGUUGUUAGUAACGUUCUUGAAGGAAUAUCGAGUGUUGAAAUUUCUGGCUUUCCAGCUUUAGAUACGUCUACACCAUCGCCACCGCCUUCUCCAUCUCGCCUUCUUCAGCAGGGUGAUAACCAGUGGCUGAAUAAUGAAGUUAAUGAUUUCUCUCUUUCAAGUUUUCUUGGUCACUUUGAUUCCCCUAUUAAGGGGUCAACAUCGCGUGGGGCUUCUCAGUCCAACCCAUCUGAACUACCUAUGCCUAGUCUGGUAACUGUAUACAAUGAAAACAGUGUUGACUUUACUGCCAAAUUUGCAGAAAUGAAAGCUAAAGCAUCACACACAUACAAAAACUGAGGUAUUCUUGUGUAAAUCUUUGGAAAAAAUAUGCAAUACGAAUAUGUAGAUAGCAGUCUCCAAUUGUAUAUUUUGUACAUAAAAAGCAGAUUUAUAUCUCACCAUAAAUGAAUAUGGUUCACAAUUUUUUACAGGAUGUUAGAAAGUUUUAUUUGAAGUUUUAUGCAUCAAAAGUAGUGAUUAUUUUUGUAAAUUUUGUUGGUAAAAUUUUUAUAGACUAAAUUCGAAAGGAUAACAACAUAGACAUUAUGUUUGUAAGGACAGUAAACAGAGCACCAUUGUGUUGAUAAUAUGUGUUGUCUGAGUAAGCUAGAUUCCAAAGAUGUUUUUGAUUUUGAUGUUGUGAGGUAAUUCCAAAAUGAAAUCACCAUGGCUUUAAAUGAAAAAGAAUAAUGCAGCUCUUCACAAUUUCUUUUUACAUUAAUACAGAUUAUUUCCUAAUUAAAAAUUUUUUGUACCUUUUUUGUUGCAUGUUUUGUAUAAAAAAAUUUUAUGGAAAAAAUUUAUUUUUAUUUUCUUUCAGUAUGUAUUUAAUAUAGUCAAAUUUUCAAACACUA